Messenger RNA from Fusarium keratoplasticum, 1590 nucleotides. Its product is annotated as Peptidase A1 domain-containing protein. Bases 1 to 1590 code for a protein of 529 amino acids. The record is from RefSeq and is a predicted model, not a curated record. Lineage: Eukaryota; Fungi; Ascomycota; Sordariomycetes; Hypocreales; Nectriaceae. Gene Ontology annotation, biological process: proteolysis. Gene Ontology annotation, molecular function: aspartic-type endopeptidase activity. The transcript has 3 exons.
AUGCGUCCAUCAGUUUUGCUGGCACAGCUGGCACUAUGCGCCUCAUCCGCCAAUGCCUUUUUUCCCUAUGACCCAGAUUGGCGUCGAGAUGUAGAGCAGAAACGUGUCACAAGGAGCCAUAGGAGCAUUCGAGGUCAGGAAGGUCGAAGUGUGCGAAUGGGGAUCAAACAGAGGGCCGCUCAGAACAAACAGCCCAUAUCCGAAAGAGCUGCCCGUGAGGCAGCACGACUGGUGGCCAAGUACAGCGGCCAAGACAUUCCGAGCGACAGCGAACUGGCCAAGCGAGCCAACGAGUACGAUGUCAUGGAGGCUGUUGAAACCAAGGGAAAGUUUACCGAGGGAGUCAACCAGGAUGGAACCGACUACUCUUACUUUAUCGAGGUCGACAUCGGAUCCAAGAAGAAGCCAAUUUACAUGCUCAUCGACACGGGUGCUGGUUCGAGUUGGGUUAUGGGCGCCGACUGUACGAGCAAGGCAUGCGCGAUGCACAACACGUUUGGCCCUGACGAUUCGGAUUCUCUGGAGUUGAUCAACAAGCCCUUCAACAUUGCGUACGGCUCUGGCAAGGUCAGCGGUGUGCUCGCAAAGGACAACAUUCACGUGGCGGGCAUGGAUCUCGAGUAUCAGUUUGGAUUGGCGACCAACACCUCCGAUCAGUUUGUUCAGUUCGCAUUCGACGGCAUCUUGGGUCUUGCCAUGAACAAGGGCGCAAACGAGAACUUUCUGUCCACCCUGGAAGCAUCUGGCAACAUUGACAAGAACAUCUUCUGCAUCGCCCUGAACCGCGCGUCUGAUGGUACCAACGAGGGCGAGAUCAGCUUUGGCUCUCCUAACCCUGACAAGUACAGCGGCAAGAUCACAUACACCUCUCUUCCUGACGGCAAGGACAACGACUGGGCCAUCAAGAUGGACGAUAUGGGCUACAACGGCAAGAAUGCCAACAUUGGUGGAAUCCGCACCUUUAUCGACACAGGAACUUCUUUCAUGUUUGGUUCGUCUGAAAACGUCAAGAAGCUCCACGCCCUCAUCCCCGGAGCUGAGAGCAGCGACGACACGACAUACAAGGUUCCCUGUGACAGCAAAGGCAACUUGACCGUGUCCUUUUCUGGCGUCGACUAUGUCAUCUCACCAAAGGAUUGGGUCUCGCCCCCCAACAAGAACGGCGAGUGCACCAGCAACAUUUACGGUUACGAGGUUGUUCAGGGAGCUUGGCUGCUUGGAGAUACUUUCAUCAAGAACGUCUACGCCGUCUUUGACGCCGACGAGCGACGAAUUGGAUUCGCCAGCAGCGUCAUCACAGGUGGCUCUGACAAGGAAAGCUCCAAGACCAAGACCUCAACUUCUUCGGCCAAGGCAACCAAGACUGCUGACGACUCGGAGGAAACUGGCGUCAGCGCCCUCCCCGACUCGACAGCAACCUCAGGGCCAGACGUCGGCCUCGGCAAGGAAUCCAUCACCACUGGUACUUCCACCUCGGACGCGAGCCAGUCCAGCGAGACCAAGGACUCGUCCGCACCCACAGGGCUGCUCUCACAAGCCCGCUUCACAUUCAUUUUCUGUAUAGUACCAUUUUUCGCCCUCCUGGUCUAA